GCAGCAGCAGUGUCAUCCUCCCUUCGACUUCGAGUCCUGACGAAAUCUGACCACCCCGGUUCACACUGCGCUGCUCCGCCCGCCCGCCCGCCAUGGCGAUCCGCUCCUCCAAGGCCUGCUGGAUCUCGCUGCUGCUCGCGCUCGCGCUCUCCGCCGUCGCGCGGGCGGAGGAGCCCGCGGCGGAGGGUGCGGCCGAGGCCGUGCUCACACUCGACGUCGACAGCUUCGACGAGGCCGUCGCCAAGCACCCCUUCAUGGUCGUCGAGUUCUACGCCCCCUGGUGUGGACACUGCAAGAAGCUUGCUCCAGAGUAUGAGACUGCGGCCAAGGAACUUAGCAAGCACGACCCACCGAUUGUUCUCGCUAAGGUUGAUGCUAAUGAGGAGAAGAACAGGCCGCUUGCUACCAAGUACGAGAUCCAAGGGUUCCCAACCCUCAAGAUCUUCAGGAACCAGGGGAAGAACAUUCAGGAAUACAAGGGCCCCAGGGAGGCUGAUGGCAUUGUCGAUUACUUGAAGAAGCAGGUUGGCCCUGCGUCCAAGGAGCUCAAGUCACAGGAAGAUGUUGCGACCCAUUAUGAUGACAAGAAUAUCUACAUUGUUGGUGUCUUCACUGAAUUCAGCGGCACUGAAUUUACAAACUUCAUGGAGGUCGCUGAGAAGCUGAGGUCUGACUAUGACUUUGGCCACACUUUGCAUGCCAACCACCUCCCACGCGGUGAUGCAGCGGUGGAGAGGCCAUUGGUCAGGGUGCUGAAGCCAUUUGAUGAGCUUGUUGUUGACACCAAGGAUUUUGAUGUUGCUGCUCUGUUGAAGUUUAUUGACGCUACCACCGUCCCCAGAGUUGUCACUUUUGACAAGAACCCUGACAACCACCCGUAUCUCAUGAAAUUCUUCCAAAGCUCAGCCCCCAAGGCUAUGCUGUUUUUGAACUUCUCCACUGGACCUUUUGAUUCUUUCAAGUCUGUUUACUAUGCUGCCGCAGAGGAAUUCCAGAACAAGGAAAUCAAGUUCCUUAUUGGUGACCUUGAAUCCAGCCAGGGUGCCUUACAGUACUUUGGUCUGAAAGAGGACCAGGCACCCCUUAUCCUCAUCCAGGAUGGUGAUUCCAAGAAGUUCUUGAAGGAUCAAAUUGAGGCUGACCAGAUUGUCUCUUGGUUGAAGGAGUACUUUGAUGGCAAAUUGACGCCGUUCAAGAAGUCUGAGCCUAUUCCUGAGGUCAACAAUGAGCCUGUUAAGGUGGUUGUGGCUGACAACAUCCAUGAUUUCGUCUUCAAGUCUGGCAAAAAUGUUCUUAUUGAAUUCUAUGCCCCCUGGUGUGGACACUGCAAGAAGCUGGCGCCCAUCUUGGAAGAGGCAGCCACCACUCUCCAGAGUGAUGAGGAAGUUGUGAUUGCUAAGAUGGACGCGACGGCCAAUGAUGUGCCCAGUGAGUUCGAGGUCCAAGGCUACCCAACCAUGUACUUCGUGACCCCCAGCGGGAAGGUCACCGCCUACGACAGCGGCAGGACAGCAGACGACAUCGUCGACUUCAUCAAGAAGAGCAAGGAGACCGCCGGCGCCACCCAGGCGACGACGACGACAUCUGAGAAGGCAGCUGACGCAGCCGAGAAAGCUGAGCCCGUCAAGGACGAGCUGUAAACAUCCAGUGCGUGGAUGGCGCUGUGGCUGUGUAAGCAUGGGAGAGGAGGGGGGAGAGAACACCUGGCGCUAACAUGCUUGUCAGCGCCAAGCCUCCAAGUUUAGUUUUUGCGAGAGGGGAGAGAGGGCAAAGAGGAAGAGAAUGCGAGGGGAUCUGUGACGUGUUUUGCUCUGUGGCGCGGCAUGUCUGUGUAUCCCAUUGAGAUUAUGUACAAUUUACAACCAGUCAGCGGUACCUUUUCUUUAGUUAAAUAUCAGAAGUGACAGUAGAAAGAAACUGAUUGUGGUCGGGUUGAAUGGAUGAAUAAAUAGCGAGUCCGCCAUCAUGGAAAAGGCGUUUUUUUUU
Sorghum bicolor (sorghum) is the source of this 1986-nucleotide messenger RNA. RefSeq names its product protein disulfide-isomerase. The record is from RefSeq and is a predicted model, not a curated record. Gene Ontology annotation, molecular function: protein disulfide isomerase activity. NCBI's taxonomy places the organism in Eukaryota, Viridiplantae, Streptophyta, Magnoliopsida, Poales, Poaceae. The transcript is spliced from 10 exons. Gene Ontology annotation, cellular component: endoplasmic reticulum. Bases 93 to 1640 code for a protein of 515 amino acids. Gene Ontology annotation, biological process: protein folding; response to endoplasmic reticulum stress.